Messenger RNA from Zymoseptoria tritici IPO323, 465 nucleotides. RefSeq lists its product as uncharacterized. The transcript is spliced from 2 exons. Gene Ontology annotation, cellular component: nucleus. Gene Ontology annotation, molecular function: DNA-binding transcription factor activity; protein dimerization activity. Lineage: Eukaryota; Fungi; Ascomycota; Dothideomycetes; Mycosphaerellales; Mycosphaerellaceae. The record is from RefSeq and is a predicted model, not a curated record. The coding region runs from base 1 to 465 and encodes 154 amino acids.
AUGGGCGGCGGUCCAGGAGUUUCGAAUGGGGAAGGGUCGCCGACGGAUGGCGGUCCACAAGCUCCUGGUAGCUCGUCAAAGCCGCAAGUGGGUACAGAUGAGUGGCACAAGAUUCGGAAAGACAAUCACAAAGAAGUCGAGCGUCGCCGCCGUGAAACGAUCAACGAAGGGAUUAACGAGCUCGCGAAGAUUGUGCCCGGCUGCGAGAAGAAUAAGGGCAGCAUUCUCGCCCGUGCGGUGCAAUUCAUCACACAGCUCAAGGAAAACGAAACGCAAAACAUUGAGAAGUGGACGCUGGAGAAGUUGCUGUCCGAGCAAGCUAUCACUGAGCUCGGGACCAGCUGCGAUAAGCUCAAAGCUGAGUGUCAACGGGCGUGGGCGGAGUGCGAGCAGUGGAAGAAGGCUGCACAGAAGGCGGGUGUGACGAUCGAUCAUGAUGAGAAGGGUGAGGGUGAUGCUGAGUAG